AUGGCGUUAGUGAGGGAGCACGCGGCGUACGGAGGCUUCGACAGCGCCGAGGCGGCGGCCUUCGACGGGCUCGGCUCCGGCCACGACGCGUUGCUGGGCCUUGACGCGGCGGCGCUGUUCGCGGGAGGGAGAUUCGCCGGCGCAGCGGCCUAUGUGGCGGGCGGCGGGAUGAACACCUGGGCGUGUUCCGGUUCGGCGUCCGUGCUGGCGUUCGACCGCGCCACGGCGGCUGUGGGGGACGAGGAGUGCGACGCGUGGAUCGACGCUAUGGACCAGAGUGACGGCGCUGCCGCGGCGCCAGAGCCGCGCCACGCGCCGGCGGCGUCGGUGGGCUUCGACGCGGCCACGGGGUGCUUCACCCUGACGGAGCGAGCGUCGUCGUCGGGCGGCGUGGGGCGCCCGUUCGGCCUGCUGUUCCCGAGCACGUCGUCGUCGAGCAGCUCGCCAGAGCGCGCGGCGCCGGCGCGCGCCUCGCAGAAGCGGGCCUACGAUGCGGUACCGCAGGCCGUCAGUGCCAAGAAGCCGUGCGGCGCGAGCAGGAAGACGAGCAAGGCCAAGUCGGCGCCCACCGUCCCGACCAAGGACCCGCAGAGCCUCGCGGCCAAGAAUCGGCGGGAGCGGAUCAGCGAGCGGCUUCGGACGCUGCAGGAGCUGGUGCCCAACGGCACCAAGGUCGACCUGGUCACCAUGCUCGAGAAGGCCAUCAGCUACGUCAAGUUCCUCCAGUUGCAAGUCAAGGUUCUCGCAACAGACGAGUUCUGGCCGGCGCAGGGAGGAAAGCCGCCGGAGAUCUCCCAGGUGAGGGAGGCGCUCGACGCCAUCUUGUCGUCGGCGUCCCAGCAGAGGGGGCAGCUGAAUUAGCUUGACGAGAAUAAAGAGAUAGUUCUAGAUCAAACGCACAAUGAUAUGAUAGAAGUUACUAGUAAUAACGAACCACCUCGUUCGGAGAUAAAUAAGGAGGCAAAUGCAUAAUUAAGUACUACUGUAGCUUUGAUCUUGUUUUAUUUAGUUUCCCAACAACUGAUCAUGUAGA
Molecule: messenger RNA, 1033 nt
Organism: Panicum hallii
Lineage: Eukaryota; Viridiplantae; Streptophyta; Magnoliopsida; Poales; Poaceae
Product: transcription factor bHLH83-like
Exons: 4
Coding region: 1-861 (286 amino acids)
Biological process (GO): regulation of transcription by RNA polymerase II
Cellular component (GO): nucleus
Molecular function (GO): DNA-binding transcription factor activity, RNA polymerase II-specific; RNA polymerase II cis-regulatory region sequence-specific DNA binding; protein dimerization activity
Source: RefSeq, a predicted model, not a curated record